Malassezia sympodialis ATCC 42132 is the source of this 4011-nucleotide messenger RNA. RefSeq lists its product as uncharacterized. The coding region runs from base 1 to 4011 and encodes 1336 amino acids. The record is from RefSeq and is a predicted model, not a curated record. Gene Ontology annotation, cellular component: prospore membrane. NCBI's taxonomy places the organism in Eukaryota, Fungi, Basidiomycota, Malasseziomycetes, Malasseziales, Malasseziaceae. The transcript has 2 exons. Gene Ontology annotation, biological process: protein localization to prospore membrane.
AUGGCCGCGCCCGGCGUUGGGCGUGGCAAAGAAGCGAUGGACCCUAUCUCUGAUGCGCAGGGUACUUGCUAUAAGAUUUGCAACCAUCCGCACUCUGACAAUCCGCCAAAACGCAUACUGCUGGGCCCAGUUCCCAGCGUUUACAUUUCAAACCAGGCUUUGGUUGACGACGCCAAACGCAUGGGCGUCUAUUUGGAUGACAUGCUAAGCGACAACCAAUCUGUCAUCGAUCGCAACGAAUCACGCUUCAAAAACAGGAACUGGAAUAGGAGUGGCCAGUUCCGGCAAACGAGUUUCAUUCGACCUCUGCGACACACCACCAAGCAUAAGAGUCGGGCUCAAUCGUUCUUUGAGACCCCUCCACGCUUGCAAGCCAUUUCUGAAUCACCCGAACCGGUCUCUCCCCCUGACACAGAGCGCCUGAAGACGCUUUCUCAUUCUCGAUCCUUUGUACAGCUCUCUCCAUCACUAAUGGAUUCGUCGCCGCGCCCUCUGCGGCAUUCUGUGUCCCUGCACCAUAUGCCGCGCUCCGACCACAACCUCGCUCAUGCCACGUCCCAAUCCUACGAUGACCUGGAUUCUUUUAUUCCCCCGCGCCGGGAGCACAAACUUUUCCACUGGCCGCUGGGCCCAGUGCGUCGCCAACCUUCGGCGGGUUACCCAUUGUCGCCCAUUGUGUGGGACGAGUGGGACUGGGACAACCGACCGAUUUCUCCCAUCCUGGGACAAUCUGAUCUCACAGAAGAACAGCGCGAAGUCAUCAUGGAAAGGGCGAGUACCUCUGUCGGUCACCGAAAGAUGGCCGGCUCGUCUUUUGAGGUGGGCAAGAAGUUCUACGAACAUGUACUGGCGAUCGAACCGCCCCUCGAUUCACCCCCCUCCAGUUCCGCCCCUGAUCCAGUGCAGGAUUCGCCAGUCACCCCCAAACAAUACACCAACUCGUCGCCGAUCUCGCGCACCUCCUCGCCAAGGCAACCGAGCUCCAUUUUGCGCCUGGUACAGCACAAGGCCUCACGCAAAAUGUCUCACCCACAUGUGGCCUUUUCGCUCCCAGCGUCGGAGAAUAAUCCAGAAGAAGACCACACAGGCUGGGAAGCGACGCGGAAAACACUGCGCGACCAAGGCACUGUGUCGAUUCGCACAGGGCGCCCAUCACGUGCCAUGCUAUCGUUGGAGGAGGAGCUCGAGGCUGAGCGCCAAAAGCGCCGCCGCCAGCUGCUGGGCGAGGCUCCUACGCCCCCUUCUCAGCAGACACCUCUUAACCGGGCACACACCCAAGACGUCGAAUACGAUUCGCAUGCGCCCUCCGAUGAAUGGCUGGAUGCGACGUCGUCGCGUCGUUUUCCGUUGCGCAUCGUACCGCCUGUGGACGUGCAGCGCUUGCCUGAGCAUACGCUGAUACCAUCAGAAUCGCGUCGGCUAUCAUAUGAUUCUUCUACCUCGCUUGAUUCGCUCACCUCCUUGCCUGCUGAGCCAAUCCAGGGCGACGAAGCAGCGGCCGAAGUGUCUCUGCCGCCGCUACCGGCUCCAACUCCCACGCAGCAGGGGCCCGAGUCACCAUUGACUUCCUUGUUCUCGCAUUUUCAUUCUUCACAUCCAUCACAGCACCGCUCAGGUGAAGAGUCAUUGCUAGACAUAACACAGGAGGAAAAUGGCCGAGGGAUAGUCACUCGGCACGACUACAUUUCGGUCGGCCAAGGUGACGCACUUCCCCGGCCUGCCGAAGAGGUGCUAGCGCGUCCUAUGGAGGCGCCUAUUCCCAUCCCAGCGGCACUCAAGACAAAAAACAAUGUAAUACUCAAGCGCGACCGCAUGCUGGUCAAAGUGCAACUCGUGGGCCGCGUUGAUAUCGGGAGCGACUUUGACGAGCUCGAGGCACGCCGCUACCAUAUUCGCUCCUACCAUUGGGAAGAGUACCUUGUCCUCUUGCGGCCCGGGCGUGUCGAGCUAUGGAACGAGGCGCGCAUUCGCGGUCGUCUGCUGGGCGAUGCAGAACACCUCAAGCUACGAUACGUGAUCCCCCUGCGGAGGAAAGAGGUGUCACUUUCGCUGUACUCGGAGGUCGAUCGUCUCUUAUGCCUCACGGUCCCACGCUCCGAAUGGCUACGGGGACCGUUUCCGCUCCGCCGUCACAGUACAACCAUCCUGCUUUUGAAUGCGCGCGCCUCUUCGCUCGCGGCCGACUGGAUGUGGCUUCUGUGGCGCGAACUCGACGGGCAGCCACCGUCCCACAUCCACAUACAUGUACCCGGCAUCUCGAUGCGCGUGCGUGUGCCACUGCCGGAGCUCCCUAGUGCGCAUGGUACGGCACGCGAGUACGAUGUCCUGCUAGAUCUGCCGUCGACUCUGCCGUACGAGCGGUCUUACGAGAAGAUGACUGCCCGCUCACUCAUGAAUCACACACAAAGCAUGAUUCAGGCUGUGCCACAGUGGGCCCGACUAACCCAGGACAUGCGAUCGCGUGGUCUGGAGCCGGUGCUGGCGUGGCGCAGCGGCUCGACGUACCACUGGGUCAGCCAUGCGACCACGCCCCAGGGAGCACCUCGGUAUUGGGAUGCGCUGGCGGGCGCCCUACUCACAAGUGCACGCAGGGCGCCUGAACUGCAGCUGCUGCUAAACAGUCACUAUCCCACCGAGGUGAUGCAUCCCCAAGGUUGCGCGCUGCGGGAGCCGCCUGCGGUUGAAGGAUUUGUCGGCCGCCUGCGGUCGAUCUCUGGCACAACUACCCGCACUUAUUUAACGACGCACGAUGCGGGGCUUUACCUCUUGCGCGAGUCGCAUGCCUAUGCACCAGACCCUUACAUGGGCCUGCCUAUCACUGGCGUCAACGGUGAGACACGUCAGGACCGGGUCCGCACGUACGUGUCACGCUUUGCUGCCAAUGAAAUCCACCGUCAGCUCCGCCAAAUUCGGCAGAGCGAUGGCUUCCUUCUUCUACGGGACGUAUGUGCCAUCGGAAGCGUCGGCCUCCCUGUCGUCCUGUCCACAGAGCUGUCGCGGCACCGAGUACAUUUGGGACAUGAGCCGGUCAUUUCACCUUCGAUGCCUCAGCUCCAAUGGGUGUCUGACUACGAUGGCACGCGCCAACCGCUCGAUGCUCGGCUACGCGUGUUUGAUACUGCAAUGAUGACCGAGUCGGCGCACCACAGCGUCAAGCGUAGCCUGCGGCAGUUCAAACUCUACCUCGAAAAUGGCCGCAGCAUUGUCUUUGAGGUGGCGAGUGUGGCCCUGGCAAAAGAAUGGAUUGUGCAUCUUUUCAUGUUAAUUGUGUACUGGAAAUGCCGGGAGGGGAUGGACACACGCAUGCUGGUGCAUGCGAGUCAAGCGACCGAUUCCUCAGCGCACCCUUUGCGGCAGACGGAGGACCAUGCAUCCUUAUCACUGCCAUUCAUUUGGAACUGGUGCCGCUUCGGUGGGUGCCGCACCAUCAACCUGAGCGGCUUCCUAUUCUGGCGCACACAUAUGCACAGACCCUUUCACCGCCGCUACUUCCUUCUGUGUGAUGGACAGCUGCUUGCCUUUAAGCUCGUAUCGUCCACGCACUCAUCUAAGGCACGCAACAACGAGGGCAUUCUUCACCGACGCAAAGGUGCGCCGAUCCUGUUACGCGAUGCGUACGUGUACAAAGGCGACAUUUCCGACCGCUUCUCUGACCUCAAAGGCGACGACAUGCCGAAUCAACGCACAGGUGGACACCACACCGAGGAAUUACAUGAGCAACUUCCGCGCUUCUUCCACGGCGGGCUCUGCAGCGCCGAGUCGAGCGACGAAUGUACUUUUGUGCUUCGAGUCCGUGGGGGCUGGGACCCUGCACGCCUGCGCCGCCCCAAGAUUGAAGCCAUUCAGACACCCUACCUGACUCGCCGUGAAUCGUCCGAAAUCACCUUCCGCGCACGCACCCAACUGGAGCGUGACCUGUGGGUGCGAAUGAUUGGCCAUGAAAUCGAAAAGGUAGUCCGCUCGGACCCUGCUCGCGACUCGAACUUGUGCCAAUUUGGGCGCAUCCAUUGA